Messenger RNA from Balaenoptera acutorostrata (minke whale), 802 nucleotides. RefSeq names its product eotaxin. The coding region runs from base 71 to 364 and encodes 97 amino acids. Lineage: Eukaryota; Metazoa; Chordata; Mammalia; Artiodactyla; Balaenopteridae. Gene Ontology annotation, cellular component: extracellular region. Gene Ontology annotation, molecular function: chemokine activity; CCR chemokine receptor binding. Gene Ontology annotation, biological process: lymphocyte chemotaxis; inflammatory response; immune response. The record is from RefSeq and is a predicted model, not a curated record. The transcript has 3 exons.
UGCAGAGAGGCUGAGACAAACCCAGAAACCAACAGCUCUCAGGUUGAAGCUGGUAACCUCCCCCCUCAACAUGAAGGUCUCUGCAGCACUUCUGUGUCUGCUGCUCGCAGCAGCCGUCUUCAGCACCCAGGUGCUGGCUCAGCCAGCUGCUGUCCCAACCGUCUGCUGCUUUAAUGUGGCCAGAAGGAAGAUCUCCUUUCAGCGACUGCAGAGCUACAGAAGAAUCACCGACAGCAAAUGUCCCCAGAGAGCUGUGAUCUUCAGCACCAAGCAGGCCAAGAAGUUCUGUGUUGAUCCCCAGGAGAAGUGGGUCCAGGAUGCCAUGAAGUACCUGGACCAAAAAUCCCAAACUUUGAAGCCAUAAAUAUUCACCUUUUAAAACCAAACCAGAGCCUCAAAAUGCUUGAUUCAUUCUCCUGAUCUUCCUAAGAUGUAUUCUGAGAUAACCUCAUUCCAAAAGGAAUGGCUUUUAUUUAAUAAUUAAAAAUAUAUAUAUUGCAUAUAAGUUAUUGACUUUUUAAAAAAUCCUCUGCCAUGAAUUUUUGUUACUUUUGAAAUGUAAAGCUUUGGUUGGGUCCCUCCCCCUCUGUGAGGCCCAAAUCAAUCCCCUGCAAUGUAUGAGUAAUGUUGUCUCUCUCCUCUUUAAUUCCCUGGAAUCUUGUAAGGGUCCUGGCAAGGAUCAUCGAUACAAAAGUGUUUUGUAUUUUUAAGAAGACAUUGCUCUUGUGAACCAAAGGUGUGGCUCAUAAUGUUAAAUGGAAAUACAUGUUAUUUUAAGAAUUCAGAAAAUAUAUUUUUAUUA